AUGCACAUUUCAAGUGAAGUGAGUUCAACCACAAAUCAUCAACAGCCACUACCCGCUAAUGGUGUUGCACCAACGACGAAACGCAAUGCUAGUGCAAAUAAUACAAACAACAAUAACAACAAUAAUAAUAGUGUUAAUAAUAAUAAUAAUGCGAAUAGUAAUAAUAAAAAAACUGUGGACACAAGUCCAUAUCUAACACCUGAAAACCUAAUUGAACGAACUGUUGAUGUUUUGUUGGCCGAGCAUCCAGGGGAGUUGGUGAAGACCGGCUCUCCACAUGUGGUAUGCACAACGCUACCCACUCAUUGGCGUUCGAAUAAAACGCUACCAAUUGCCUUUAAAGUACUCGCGCUGGGCGAGGUCAUGGAUGGUACGAUUGUGACAAUACGUGCGGGGAACGAUGAAAACUUCUGUGCGGAGCUGCGGAAUUGUACGGCCGUAAUGAAAAAUCAAGUGGCUAAAUUCAAUGAUUUGCGCUUCGUUGGACGCAGCGGACGUGGCAAAAGCUUCACCUUGAGCAUUGUGAUAUCAACUAACCCCAUACAGAUCGCCACUUACAAUAAGGCGAUCAAAGUGACUGUGGACGGACCGCGCGAGCCACGCUCUAAGAUACGGCAUCAAGGCUUUCAUCCGUUUGCCUUCGGACCACAACGUUUCGGCCCUGGUGAUCCUCUGAUGGGUGGACUGCCGUUCAAGUUUCCAG
Messenger RNA from Rhagoletis zephyria (snowberry fruit fly), 703 nucleotides. Its product is annotated as segmentation protein Runt-like. Gene Ontology annotation, molecular function: DNA-binding transcription factor activity, RNA polymerase II-specific; RNA polymerase II cis-regulatory region sequence-specific DNA binding; ATP binding. NCBI's taxonomy places the organism in Eukaryota, Metazoa, Arthropoda, Insecta, Diptera, Tephritidae. Gene Ontology annotation, cellular component: nucleus. The record is from RefSeq and is a predicted model, not a curated record. Gene Ontology annotation, biological process: regulation of DNA-templated transcription.